AUGGCUCUUACAAUCUCUCUCUCUAUAUAUAUAUGUCUUUCAUUGAACAAUAUCUGAAUAUUCCCAGGUCAUUGAACAUUUUUUUUCAUAAUUUUAGCUCUAAGAAUAAUGGGUUUGUAUGAUCCCUAUAGCCAACAUUUUUAAUAAGUCUUAUUGCUGUUUUUUGUAGAAUAAAUAGGGAUUGUGUUGUAGUUUUAUAAUUACUGCCCCAAACCUCUGCACAGUAACUUAAAUAAGGUAACACCAAUGAACAGUAAAUAAUGUAGAGAGAAUUUGUAUCAAGAAUCUGUUUUGCCUUGUUGCAAUACUUCUUGAGACUUUGGAAUGAAUAUGUUUUAUGUGAGGUUUCCAGCUAAUAGUUGUUAUAUGUUUCCACACGGACCCUGUUGAGGGGAACACACACCGGAGCAGGCAUGCGGAUGAAGCCAGGGUGUAAAUGUUAUGCUACGUUCUAUGUACAAGUUGAAUAAAGUGUAAGCAGCUAAAAGUGCUUCAACCGUCCUUUCUUGUAAUAUGAGGUGUCCAGCCUUUGGAAAGCGCUGCAAAAAAUGUGGUAAAGAAAAAUCAUUUUUCUGUCAAAUGUAAAACCACACAGGAUAAAGACAAGAGAGGAAGACAAGUACACCAAGUGACUGAACAGGACAGUGAGGAAUAUGAGGACAUCUUGAGUGUCACCACUACAGAGAUACUGACAGUGACUGGUAAAGAGGCCGGGGAGGACAAAGCCAAGAACAGCCAGCUUUUCGCAGGGAUGCUAAUCGACAAGGACAUAGGCGGCGCGUGAGGCUCAGUCUCUUGUCCACACUCCAGUCCAGUUGGUGGCGGUAAUGCACCUACAAGUUGGUUUGCUAACCGCCAAUAAACACGAAAGAAGAAGAAGAAGAAAACGAGAGAAGAAGAAGAAGAAGAAGAAGAAGAUGAAGAAGAUGCACCUUUAAAGUUCUUUGCAAUCCGCCAAAAACCGAGAGGAGAAGGAGAAAAGAAGAGGUGAGUGACAUCUGAUGAGCAGCAUGGAGGAGAAGAAAGAGACCCCUGGAGCUCAGAAACCGAAAGGAAGAGAGAGACGUCACAGCUGUCAGCAAUGUGACAAAUCCUUUACAGCAUCUGGAACUUUAAAGAGCCACCUGUGUAUUCACACAGGAGAAAAAACGUACAGCUGUGAAGAGUGUGGGACAACUUUCACUAGAUCAGGUCAUCUCAAAAGACAUCAACUUAUUCAUACUGGAGAAAAACCGUACAGCUGUGAAGAGUGUGGGACAACUUUCACUCAAUCAGGUCAUCUCAAAAGACAUCAACUUAUUCAUACUGGAGAAAAACCUUACAGCUGUGAAGAGUGUGGGACAACUUUCACUCAAUCAGGUGCUCUCAAAACACAUCAACGUCUUCAUACUGGAGAAAAACCUUACAGCUGUGAAGAGUGUGGGAAAACUUUCACUCAAUCAGGUGAUCUCAAAACACAUCAACAUAUUCAUACUGGAGAAAAACCUUACAGCUGUGAAGAGUGUGGGACAACUUUCACUAGAUCAGGUGAUCUCAAAACACAUCACCGUAUUCAUACUGGAGAAAAACCUUACAGCUGUGAAGAGUGUGGGAAAACUUUCACUAGAUCAGAUGCUCUAGAAUCACAUCAACGUAUUCACACUGGAGAAAAACCUUACAGCUGUGAAGAGUGUGGGAAAACUUUCACUACAUCAGGUGAUCUCAAAAGACAUCAACGUAUUCAUACUGGAGAAAAACCUUACUGGUGUGAAGAGUGUGGGAACACUUUCACUACAUCAGGUGCUCUCAAAUCACAUCACCGUAUUCAUACUGGAGAAAAACCUUACUGGUGUGAAGACUGUGGGAAAAUGUUCACUACAUCAAGUGGUCUCAAAAGACAUCUUCGUGUUCACUCAGGAGAAAAACCAUAGUGGGUUUAAGAGUGUAGGAGCUGCAAUUAAGCAUAUUUUGUUUUUUUCACAGUUUGCAAUAAACAAUUUCCAUCUA
This is a messenger RNA of Gymnodraco acuticeps, 1986 nucleotides long. Its product is annotated as zinc finger protein 239-like. The record is from RefSeq and is a predicted model, not a curated record. The transcript has 4 exons. Gene Ontology annotation, molecular function: DNA-binding transcription factor activity, RNA polymerase II-specific; RNA polymerase II cis-regulatory region sequence-specific DNA binding. Gene Ontology annotation, biological process: regulation of transcription by RNA polymerase II. Lineage: Eukaryota; Metazoa; Chordata; Actinopteri; Perciformes; Bathydraconidae. Bases 1002 to 1910 code for a protein of 302 amino acids.